CCCACAGGGAAUUUGUGCUCUUCGUGAUUUAAUCACAAGAGAAGGGACCGACCUGUUGUUCCUGUAGGAGACGACGCUUUCGGCGCGAGGUAUGGAAGCUUGUAAAUUUAAAUUGGGUUUUACGAAUUGUUUCUCUGUUGAUCUAGUUGGUUGUAGCGGUGGUUUGAGCUUGGUGUGGAAUUCUGAUUUGGAUAUUGAGCUUAAAUCUUUUUCGAGAUAUCAUAUUGAUGUCCAUGUUAAAGUUGAAGAUCUACGGGUGUGGCGUUUUACGGGUAUGUAUGGCAAUCCGGAGGCUUCCAAUAGAGUCUCUACUUGGAAUCUCAUUAGAACCCUUAAUUCUAUUGAACAAAUUCCUUGGCUCUUAGGGAGAGAUUUUAAUGAAGUUCUGCAUUUGCAUGAAAAGGGGGUUGACAACCAUGAUCUGCCACUCAGAUUGGGGCUUUUCGGGAGGUGUUAACUGAUUGUAAUUUGUGAGAUUUGGGAUUUAGAUGGCUAAAAUUUACCUGGUGGAAUGGCAGGGAAGGCGCUGAUAAUAUUUCGAAGCGUCUUGAUAGGUAUAUGGAGAAUUCUCCUUUCUGUUGUUUAUUUCCGCACGCGGUGGUUUUACAUGGAACUGUGGCAUAUUCAGAUCAUUUGCCUGUUAUAUUCGAUUCUUUAUACAGUAGGCCUCGGCCACAUGUUAAGCAACACUUUCGUUUUGAAGCCAUGUGGGUGAGUGAGGAGAGGUGCGAACAAAUUAUUGACCAAGUUUGGAGUCACAAGGGUACUAGUCUUGGGAUGGAGGAGGUUCUUCACCUUCUUAAGGGUUGUGGGGAAGAGUUGGCUAGCUGGAAUAAAGUCUCUUUUGGUCAGGUUCGAAGGAAAUUAAAUGAAGCCCGUAAUGAGCUUGUGAGGUUGCAGAUUAUUAAUUCUUGUCAUCCAGAUCCUGGUGGGAUUAGUCGGGAUAGAAACGAAGUUCAGCUGUGGCUUGAAAGAGAAGAGAUUAUGUGGCGUCAACGAUCUUGUGUGCAAUGGUUAAAAGAAGGGGAUCAAAACACCCGCUAUUUUCACUCUAAGGCAUCAUUCAGGAAGAGAAGGAAUGUUAUUAGGAGUUUUAAGGAUGAUGGUGGAUUAUGGUAUGAGGAUGGACAACGAGAUAACCUAAUUGUUGAUUAUUUCAAAAAUUUAUUUACUACUUCAGCACCACGGGAUCAGGAGGCUGUUUUGAGUCUUGUUGAUAGAAAAGUAACGGCUGAAAUGAAUGUUGAGCUCACAAAGCCAUUUGUAGUAGCGGAAGUAAAAGCAACUUUGGAUCAAAUGCACCCCCACCAAAGCGUUGGGGCCUGAAGGCAUGUCUGCUUUGUUUUUUCAAUCCUAUUGGCACAUUGUAGGCGAUUCUAUCACAACUGCUGUUUUGGACUCGCUUCAUACUGUUUUAAUUAAUGGGAGUGCUCAGGGAUCCAUUGUGCCUACAAGGGGGAUUAGACAAGGGGAUCCACUCUCCCCUUACAUUUUCCUCUUCUGCGCUGAAGGGUUAAUAGCAUUAUUGCGAGAAGCUGAAUUAAAGAGGCAGCUGGUUGGUGUUAAAGUAUGUCGGGGGGCACCAAUGGU
Molecule: messenger RNA, 1590 nt
Organism: Juglans microcarpa x Juglans regia
Lineage: Eukaryota; Viridiplantae; Streptophyta; Magnoliopsida; Fagales; Juglandaceae
Exons: 2
Coding region: 559-1326 (255 amino acids)
Source: RefSeq, a predicted model, not a curated record